AAUUAACGGCGGGAUGUCGAUUUGGACAUCAUGGAGUGAAGGACCUUGUUCGGUCACAUGCGGCUCGGCAUUCCAGAAUGUAAACAGAACAAGAUCCUGUACAAACCCAUCACCCCAAUAUGGCGGUAACGACUGCAGCGGACCUCGUUUUGAAUCUAUGAAGAGAACCUGUACUCGGUUGCCAAGUUGCCUAAUGUCGCCUAUAGAGAGUGGUGUCAUCGGGGGAGCAGUAGGAAUUGCGUUAACGUUUUUGCUGAUUGGUGGACUGGCCACAUGUCUGCUACGAACGGGAAGAUUGACAUGGAGAUCAUCUGCGUGCACAGAUUCUGCAGACGGGAGACACACGACCGAUACAGGUGACACUGGGCAGAUUCAUGCACAUGCGCAUGUGUCGGGUGUUACUGCUCACGACUACGCUGAACUGAAUGACCUCACAAGAGAGAGAGGUGCGAUGCCAACGUAUGAAGUCAUACAAAAUCCAAACAGAGUAUAAGAGGGCUGCAGAUCAUCACCAACCAAAGUUAGGCCUUUAUACUCGGGUCCUUGCAUGGUGACUGACGCCACUUAUGCUACCUGCAUGACACCCCAGCAAGAGACAAUGUGUUUGCUAUGCAAUGGUUCAAACAUACAUAAUUAGAUCAGAAUCAGAAUCAGAAUUAACUUGUUCUUUGAUUGAAACAUUUUGGAAAAAAAUAUUACCAAUAAUCGAUAUACCUGAAGUUAAACCAUUUCCGAUCGGAGCAGAUAUUCCGAUUUAUAUGCAUUGUAACAUGAUGAUUGCGAAAUUCAAUCAAGGAGAAUAAUCCAGAACUCGAUAGUCCAGCUAUAUGACGGCGGUCUGUAAAUAAUUGAGUCUGAACCAUACA
Molecule: messenger RNA, 866 nt
Organism: Haliotis rufescens (red abalone)
Lineage: Eukaryota; Metazoa; Mollusca; Gastropoda; Lepetellida; Haliotidae
Product: semaphorin-5A-like
Exons: 3
Coding region: 14-493 (159 amino acids)
Source: RefSeq, a predicted model, not a curated record